This is a messenger RNA of Maniola jurtina (meadow brown), 1151 nucleotides long. RefSeq lists its product as uncharacterized. NCBI's taxonomy places the organism in Eukaryota, Metazoa, Arthropoda, Insecta, Lepidoptera, Nymphalidae. The record is from RefSeq and is a predicted model, not a curated record. The transcript has 2 exons. Bases 138 to 1019 code for a protein of 293 amino acids.
GUAGACUCGUUUUAGUUUACUUACUCUAUUAUUAUUAUAUUAUUUUAAUAAAUAAAUAUGGACUUUGUACAUUACUGUGAUAUACUUCCUGUGAUUAUUAUAUUUUUGAAUUAAUUAGGUUACCUAUCGAUUUUGAAAUGGAAAAUGAAAAUUCUGAAUUUAAUAAAUCGAAUGCUGAAGAUAUCUCUGAUACAGAAGAAAAUAAAUUCAAUUAUAACUUCAUCAAUACGCCAUGGGACGAUCGUACAAAUAGAAGUAAAAUGGGCGUUAUUGCAUUGCUCGUGGCCAUAAUCGCUACGACAACUGCUUUGGUUAUUAAUAAUGUAGUUAUACACUACAAAGGAUUUAAUUCCCAGUCGUUCUAUAGUAACACUGAAAUAGAGUGCAAUGUGGUUAAAUUGGACGAUUAUCGUUAUGUAGCGCGAAUACAUUUGAUAUCAUCCAAUGAACUUGUUUGUGUAGGCGCUGUGUUGUCUCGAUAUUCUGUAUUGGCAAAUGAAUUAUGUUUAAAAUCGGGUCCAAUUCGACUACAUAUAGGAAGUCCUGCUGAUCCCCGAUGUAAGAAAGGUUUCACGGUUGAUCUCGCAGCAACUAUUCCUCAUGAUGGCGUCGUUACAAAAAACUUGGUCGUCUUAUCAGUCCUUGAAAACAUGGGUGACUGCAUGAGGACAGUUAAAAUUGGACUGAAUUUGAAUUUAAAAGAACAAUUGUACGUUAUUGGCAGAUCGAUCCGUGGAGGACGAGUUUUGUCGUUCCAACUGGCAAAGUACUUGCUAGAGAAAGUUAUGUCUGUAGAACUAAUACGCAAUUUGAAUAAGAAUACAACAAUUGCUGUGAAAACUUUUGGAAAAUGUCCCGUGCGUGCUGGAGACCUACUGCUUCAAAAGGAUCGGUUGUUUGGCUUAGCGUCAACAAGUGUACAUAGGAGCGAAAAAACUAAAACUGUCUAUUUUGCAAACUUGACUGCUGUUCAAAAAGAAUUGAAGGCAUUAGAUAUUGGGGUUGAAUUUAGUGUGUAGGUUACUUAGUAUCUCCGUCGUUGUCGUCUUAACCGAUAUUCAUCUUAUCCUGAAAGGAUUUACACACUCUACGGUGAUACGUUUAUACUUAUUAUCAGUAUUAAAUCAAACCAUAUGGAACCUGUGAGAUCA